Messenger RNA from Musca domestica (house fly), 19212 nucleotides. RefSeq lists its product as uncharacterized. Bases 820 to 10518 code for a protein of 3232 amino acids. Gene Ontology annotation, molecular function: DNA binding; protein binding. The record is from RefSeq and is a predicted model, not a curated record. Lineage: Eukaryota; Metazoa; Arthropoda; Insecta; Diptera; Muscidae. The transcript has 18 exons.
AACAAGCAAGCCAGCCAGCCAGCAGCAGCAUACAAUGACAACAAGAAGCAAUAGUAUUGGAGUAGUUUGAGUAUCCGUCAGAUACUUUGCUGGUGUACUAAAGUAAACACACAUGCGACGCGCAUUUCGAAUAUUCUCGGAAAUCAUCAUCAAUUUUUAUUCCUUUUGCUGUGGUGCUGCUGCUGCUGCUCUUUGAAACGGUGGCCUGCCUGCUUGCCUUUUCUUUUGUCAGUAGUAGUGAAGAACAAGAGUUGCCCGCACAAUAAAGAAAAAAUAAUAAAAUAAAAUACCUACCUAAAAUAAUUAACAAAAGGAAUAAUAAUACAUAUUGAAAGAAGAAGAAGAAGAAGAAAAAAUUACAAGAAGUUAUUAAAGAAUUGUGAAAUAAAUGUCUGGAAAAAAGUGAAGUGAAAAAUAAUUUUAAAAAGUAAUGAAGUAAUUUCCAGUAAUAAUUGAUUGUGGAAAAAAGUGCGUAAACCCAAGGAAUAACCUAACUUCUGCUUUGUGGUCUGCUUCCUUUCGAGCAGCAACAACAACCCCCAAAAUUAUUCGUUUAUAUUUUUCUCUCCAGCCAUACAAUAAAAAGAUCACUUACAACAACAUGGUGAAGAUGGCACAGCAAGCCUGAAAUGAGUUUCAUCAUUACAAAUGAGUCAAUAAAACUCGCCCUACUCCUCCUACUCCUUGUAGUUGAUAGCGACCGUAGUAUAAACGUCGUCAACGCAUCCAAAGUGAGGCGUUCCAUUUUCUUUUUGAUUCGGUUAAAAUAAAAGCCACAAAAUUAAACGCAACAAUAGACCCUUUGACCCCCAUACGUUCAUGAAAAACAUGGAUAAAAAUGCGGGUGAGGGUGGACAACAACAAAAUGAUGGAGGUAGCGGUGGUGGUGGAGGCGGCGGCGGAGGUGGUGGCAGUGGUAAAGGUGGCGGUGGUGGGGGCAAAGGUUCUGGUGGCAAUUCAGCUACCGGGGCUGGCGGUGCCCAUGACCAGGCGGCUUUGCUAGAUGCGGCUUCUUUAUUUGCAUAUUGGGGUCGUGAUCCUGCUUCGGCUGCCGCAGCUGCUUCAAACCCCCUAUUUAACGCACAAUUUAAUGCCGCCGCAGCUGCUGGCCUUGGCUUAUUACCCAAUCCAGGUGGUGGUGGUUCGGCCAAUGAUCGUUAUUCCAUGGCAGCGGCUGCUGCUGCUGCAGCAGCUGGACAUCAUCAUCAGAAUACCAUGGCGGUGGCAGCAUCACAGGCCGCAAGUUUGGCGAGCCUGCAUCCAGCAAACUGGUGGGCUGUCACCCAGCUGGCUGCCCAGGAUUAUUUCAACCGCUUGCAGGCAUCAGGUUUAACACAUUUUCCACAUGCCGAUCUGGCAGCAGCCUUCAAUCCAGCCGCCUUGGGUCUGGCCGGUGCUGGUGGGGCAGCGGGGAAUGCUGGUGUUGGUGGUGCCGCAGGGGCUGGUCAAAAUGCCAAUUCUGGUGGUAAUUCAGGCUCUGGCGGUGGUGGCAAUAGUAAUUCAUCUGGUGGUGGCAAAUCAAGCAGUAAAUCCCGCAAAGAGAAACAACGUCAACAGCAGCAACAACAACAGCUACAACAACAACAGCAGCAACAACAAUCAUUGGCCAAUAGCUUAAAUGCUGCAGCGGCGGCUGCUGCUGCGGCCGUGGCAGCCAAUCCAGCGGCAGCUCUGUCCAGUAUGCAUGGCCUGGUGGGUGCUGGUACAACAAUAACACCAUCAUCGGGUCUAGGUAGCUCAGCCGGUAGUGGUAGUAACAAUAGUGGUAGUUCUAGUAAUGCCUAUAAGAACAAUUCAUCCAACUUUGGCAAAUCAUCAUCAUCUUCAUCCUCAUCGAAUCAAAUACAGGUUCAAUUGCCUCCACCACCUGGAUCGGCAUAUGAUCCGGUACAAUUGCAUAAAGAAUUAUUGGCCAUGCAACAGGCUGCAGCUGCAGCAGCGGCCUCUGGUGCACCAAGUUCAUCAAAGAAAUCCUCAUCCAAACAAUCAAAUAACAAUUCAUCAUCAACGUCAGGUAACACUUCAUCCUCUUCUUCUUCUACUUCUACUUCCCAUCAUCACUUAACUGGUGGCAUAAAUACUUCAUUACCCACUAAUGUUUCAUCAUCAUCAGCGAAUCUAAUAUCACCGCAUGGCUCAAUGGGGGGCGGUGGCAGUGGUGGAGGUGGCGCUGGUGGUGGUGGCUCCAAUUCUUCUUCCUCAUCAUCCUCCCGUGACAAGAGUGCCGCCGACAAGAAUAAUGCUUCAUUGAAUGCUUUGAAUUCCCUAUCGCAAUUUGGUGCAUUGUGCAUGACCCCGCAGCAGAGUAUGCAGGCAGCGAUGAAUGCAUUUGCUGCCAGUAAUUCAGCGGCAGCUGCUGCAGCUGCGGCUGCUACAUCAGGCAAUAAUUCUGGGGGAGGUGGUUCGGCCUCCUCAUCAGCUGGAGGCAAUAAUAAAUCUUCUAAAGAUUUCAUACCAACUGGAGGAUUAGGUGACCACCCCUCAUUGCUGGGAGUACGCUUGCCACCCGACACGGAGAUCAUCAAAUACACCUCAUCAAUUGUGGGCCCCAAAAUACCCGGUACUACUUCACGUGGUCGUAAAAAGACCAUAUCAGAUGAACAAAACCAACUACAACAACAAAAAAUUGACUUAGAUUCAACAACAAAUGCUCUUUCCUCUUUGCUUGCAUUUCCAGGUCUUAGCCCAGCGAAAAGGGCGAGACUCGAAAUGGAGUAUGCUGCCAUAGCCGCGGCGGCCAAUGCCGCCCAGCAACAACAUCAGCAACAGCAAAAUGCUGCAGCCGGUGGCAGUGGUGCCGUCGGUGUUGGUGGCAUGGGCAAUGCAAGUGCCACCGGUUUGCCGGGCAAUUUGACUGCCUCACAAAUGGCCGUUUUGAGUGGUUCCUUGGGUGCAAACAAUUCAGCAACUCCGGGCUCCUCCACCUCGGGCGGUUCAUCGCAGAAUACGCCGCAUUUGGAUCUGACCGGACCGAGCAGUGGUCGCACAAGCCGAGAUUCUUCCACAGAUCGUGUAGAGGUGAUAAAAUUGCCACCUACUAUUACCUCAAAUGGAGCGUAUAAUCUAUCGAACAAAAACAAAGAUAUACACGAUCUGACCGGCAGCAGCACUGACCUGAGUUCGGGUGUUAACCUUAGUCUGAAGCCGGCCGCCAGUUCGGUAUCAAGUUCAGGACUGGCCAGUAAUCAGAAUGUGAUUGGAGCCACCAUAACCAUAGAUGAUUUUGAUGCACCCCUUAAUUUGUCAAUGAAACCGGAUAAAUCAUCAUCCUCCAGUAAUGAUUUGUCUGGAGGUGCUAACAGUGGUGCUGGAAGUUCAGGCAACUCGGGUGCUUCAAGUCUACAAAGUUUGAGUUCAAUAACAGCCGCCCUGGGCGGUAAUGGUGGUGGUUCUUCGGGUAGUGGAGGAGGAAGUGCCAGUGGCAAUAGUUCCAAUUUGGGAGGUAAUAGUAGCAGCAAUUCGUCAUCGGCCAAUGCCGCAAAUGAUAGAUCAUCACAGCCAUCCAACUUUAAAGAGGGACGCCCCAGGAAUUUAGGUCGUGGUGUGUCAAAGCCCAAAAAGAAUACCGUUGCAUCGUUGCUGGCCCAAUCACGAGCCGUGGGCAUCAAACCCAUGUUGGCCACUCAACAACUGCUGCAACAAGGAGCUGAUAUUGAAAAAAUCCGUCAGGCUUUAAGCGAAGCCAAUGCUCAAAUGGAAGUCUCCACAGACUCGGAAAGUGUGGCAGCCGAAUCGGGACUUUCUGAAUCUGAGACUGAAGAACCGAAUCUUUUGAAUGUAACCGAAUUAAGAGUACCCCUGGAUUUGGGCUGGAAGCGGGAAACCGUAAUACGUGGCCUCACCAAGGCUGGACAAAUUAAGGGCGAGGUUACUUAUUAUGCACCGGGUAGUAAUGUACCCCUCAAGUCCAUUGGACAAGUUUUCUCUUAUUUGGAAAAGAAUCCCUCAAAAUUGCUGCGUGAAAACUUUAGCUUUUCGGCCCGUGCUAUUGUGGGCACAUUCUUGCAACCGGCCCCACCGCCCUAUGCCAAUGAUGGCGAAUAUAUACGCAUGACCGAUGAGGAUGUGGCCAAACGUUUAGAAGAUUUGAAAAUCUUUACUCGCCAGACAUUAAAUGUCGAGGAGCGUAUACAGAUUGCCAAACAACAGCAAGCUCUGCGCGAUGCUAAAAAGGCCCAAAAGGAAGAAAUGGCCAGGAGUAAGGAAAAGGCCCGCCAGGAGAAGAACGAAAAGCUGGAGCAGCAGAAACGUGAACGUGAACUCAAGAAUCAACAAGCCAUUGAGGCCCGCAAGAAAAAACAAGAGGAGCUGGAACGUUUGAAACAAGAGGAAAUACUCAAGAAACAACAGGAAAAGGAAAAGAAACGUCAAGAAGCUAUUUUAGCUAAAGAACAGGAACUUCAAAGGCAAAAGGAAAUGCUGUUAGCCGCCGAAAUGGAACGGGAGCGCAGACGUCAACACAUGAAUUUGAUACGUCAACUGGAGAUCCGUCGCAAAUUUGAAGAGCGUGAAAAGAAGAAACAUCAAAUGGUCUUGGAUCGCUUGAUAAUGCGUGAAAAGAGGUUGGCUUCACGUAAACGUGAUGCUGAAAUAUUAGCACAAAUAAGGAAACCCCAAGAGGAUUCGGAAUUGAUACAAACCAAUCAAAUACCCGAUUUGGAGCGUAUUGCCGGUAAUCGUUUGCCGGGUCAGGCCAUGGCUGAUUUGUUAAUGGUCUUUGAAUUCUUGCAUAAUUUCGGUGAAACCCUAGGAUUUGAUAUGGAAUCUCUACCCACUCUACAAAAUCUCCACGAUGCUUUGGUCAGCGACAGCAAUGCCGAUGCCGAAGAAGAACUCUUAUCUGUGAUGACCCACUUGUUGGUGUGUGCCAUUGAGGAUCCCGGCAUACCGAAUCCCGGUCGACACACCACCUUGCUUGGACAAUCUCUGCGUAAUGCCGACAUCACCAAUUCCAAUGUUGCGGAAAUUUUACGUAUCUACUUGUAUGCCACUGCCACCGGCGAAAUCCGUCAAAUGUUUGGCGUUGUCAUGGAUCGGGAGCGUGAACGUCGGGUGCCGGAUCAUCAUCAAAUCGAUUCGGAAUCGGUUGUACAUUCUGGCAAAAAUGCCGAAUACUAUAAGCUGUUGCAUGAAAACGAAACGUGGAAACUGUCGCAGGCUCUCAAGGAUCGUCCUUUCGUUGCAUUGAACCCCACAAAGAAGGCCCAAAUCUUGGCUCACUUGUGCAACGAUUUGCUCAUGAAUAAGGCCGUUUUGAAGCAAAUUGAAACCAGCCUAGAGACAUGCAAUCAAAUGCGCAAGGAAAAAUACAUGACUGAUAUGAAGGUGAGAAAAUAUAAGGCCCUGCAUAUGCGUAAGUCACGCAUUGAGGCCUAUGAAAAAUUGCAGGCCGAAAGGGAAUCUGCCAUGCAGGCAAUGGCUGCCCAGCAGAAAUUGGAUGCUGAACGGCAAGAGAAGGAGAAUGCCGAUGGUGGUGGUGCUGGUGGUCCCAACAACAAAGAAGGUGACAAUGAAAAUUCUGCCAUAGCCAGAGGAGGAGGAGGAGAGCAAGCGGUAAAUGCUGAAACACCCGCUGCCGCCCUGGGAGAACAAAAUAAUAAUGCCAACAACAACAACAAGCUGGAAAGCAUGGACAUUGACGGCGAUUCACCGCAAAAACAACAUCAGCUAGAUAAGGACAUAACAAACCUGCCCGGUUCAUUGGAUGAUUCGAAACUAAUGGGUCUUUCAUCGUCCGACAUAACACCCACCAAAAUGGCCAAAUUGGAUGAUUUGUCAUCUACCUCAUAUCACAAUGGUGGUUCAGCGGCGGCAGAUAUUAACGUGCUAUUGGCCGGCAAAAAGGUGACAGGCGAUGAUGCCUGUACCGAUGGCGGCAUGGAUGAGGAUAUGUCUGACAUUGAGUCGGAAAUGACCAAUGCUGAAGAGGAUGAAGACAAUCGUUUGUCGGCCGAUGAAUUGCAAAAGAAACUUGACAAAAUCAUCAGAGCUUCAUUGAACUGCAAGGAAGUUCUGGAGAAAUCCACAAAUCAGCUGAGAGCCACAUGCUUUGGUCAGGAUCGUUUUUGGAGACGUUAUUGGCGUUUGCCCAAGGCUGGUGGAAUUUUCAUUGAAGCCUUGGAAUCGGCUCAAAAUGAUAUAUUCCAAUAUCAGGAGAUAUUAGAACAAGAGGCGGAGGAAAGAAAACUCAGCCAACCGCCGGAAGAGAGCCAACAACAUGAAAAUGAAGAGGCCAAGGCAGCAGUAACAUCGGCUGUCACCACCGCCGAAGGCAAUGGCAAUGAAAUUGCAGCAAACACCAUCCACAAUCUUGACAAUGAUGUUGAAAUGCAAAACGCAGAUGUCACAACGAAUGAAGAAGUAACCACCACGACAACAACAACAACCAACAUAAAUACCGCUACAGAAACCAACAAUGCCGCUGAGGACUCCGAUGACGAUUGCGUUGAAACUAAUCGUGUUGAGCCGGAAAUUGUUGAUCUACGUGAUGAUGACGACGAUGAUUACGAUGUGGCCAUAAAACCCCAAGCCAUACAAAUUGACAACAAUGGCACGGCUAAAGUGGAGAAACCCGAUGCUGCUGGUCUCCUGCCACCACCGCCUCUAGGUGCGAGUGCAAUACCUUCGAAUGCCAAUCCCGCUCCUCCUCAUCCUCCUUUAAACAGCAAUAAUCCCUCAAUGGCGUCAUCUGUAGUACCCAUGAAAGAAGAUUUCGAAAAUGACGUCAAGCUGCCUGGCGCUGCCGCACAAAAUCUUUCUCAGAAUUCUCUAACGACAAACUGUGAUAAAUCAGAUGCAAAUAAUACAAUGAUGAAUGCGAAUGCCACUUCAUCUGCCACAACGCUCAAUACCACCAUUAAACCGGAUCCCAUGAAGAUCGAUGACAAGAAGGAGGACGAUUGCAUAAUUGUCUCGUCUUCUGGGCCAACUGACAUCAAGCCCUUGAUGCAACCACCCGAGCCCCAGGACAAAUGGUUUUCCAUUGUUAAUCGUGAAGUGCCAUUAACAACAACCGAACCUCAAAAUGCCACCAAUCUCAAAGAAUUCCAAAAGAUGUACUCCAACAUAACGUGCAGCUCGAACUAUCAGAUUCAGGGCCAUCCCUGGGAUCUGCCCAACAAUGUCCAAUAUUUCACCGUAACCAUGGAUGAUUGCAAAGCCGAUCUCUCGAAAUUAACACACGAAUGUAUUAUCUCCCUGUCCGGUUUGGAGCAGGACGAAAUCGAUAAGAAACUAAAAGAAUUCGAAGAAAAAUUACAAAAUUCAAAAAACUCCUUGGAGACUCCUCGUCAUCAUCAAAUGAAAACUGAAUGUGGUGAAAGCGACAAUAUGGACUGCGAUGACGAGGAGGCGGCUGAAGAAGCUCGUGACAACAAAAAAUCCGUGGCAGCGGCGGUGGUAAAAAACGAAAUGGAAACGAAAUUUUUUCCUUUUCCCAAGGACGAAGGGAAUGAUGGCGGAGGAGGGGGAGGCGGUGGUGAAUCCAGUGAGGUGUACGACAUAAAACCUAAAUUGGAAAUAAAGCUCGACGAAGCUUUGCAAACUUCGCUGCAAAACAUGCACAACAUGUCGCUGACAAACAUCAGCAAUUUCAUACAAUACGAUGUGCCCACACCCCUGCAAAUGACACUGGAAGAGUCACAAAAGUUGGAGGAAGUCAAACGUGAGGGGUUUCCCAAGAAAGUGACCAAUAGUUUCGUUCCAUACGACCUACGUUAUAAUUGGUGGAAAAUUGAUACCAUGGAAUUGUUGCAACAGGUCAUUAGUUCAUUGAAUUCUUCGGGUCUAAGGGAAAAGGAGUUAAAAGAGAAUCUCACACGGUUCCUUAGCCAGGAGAUACCAUUGGGCUUGCCCUAUCCAAUGGGAGAGCCAAGAGAAAACGAUGCGCCAUUUGUGUUGCCUGAUAAGCCCAAUGAUUGGACACCGAAAAUUGCUAAACGUGUGGAAAUGGCUUUGUUGGAACAACUGGAGGCAUUGGAGGAUAAAAUCGCCUCGGCUUCAAUGCAACUCAAGAAUUGGGUCUUACCGCCACGAAUUGAGUCUGAGUUAAAUUUGGAAAGUGAUGCCGACAUCACAGAGGAAGAUUUUGUUAGCAUUAUACCCAUGAUAAGGGAACGUAUUAUAGACUUAGAGGCCAACAUUGAAAGGCGUUACUUGAAACCACCACUGGGAGCCCAUACUGGCGAUGCUCACCUUGCCGCCAUUGCUCAAAACCAACAAAACACACAAACACAAAAUUCAGCCAAUGCCGCAGCAUACUAUCAACAAAUGCAACAGCAACAAGCUGCCGCUCAGCAGCAACAACAGCAGCAGGCUUUCAAUCCAUCGGCAUUUAAUGAACGUGCCAUGGCAUUGGCGGCGAAUAAUGCCGCUGCAGCAAACAACAAUUCAGAUGGGCCAAAUUCAAGCCAGACGCACAAUGAGAAUAACUCCGGUGGAGAUUCACCCUCCAGCAAUUGUGAUAGCGAUAAAGAUGAGAAAGUUGAAAAUAUACCCAAAGGUUUGGUGUCAUGGCGUGAUGCUGUCUCUCGUUCGCAUACCACCGCCCAAUUGGCUAUGGCUCUCUAUGUGCUCGAAUCAUGUGUAGCCUGGGAUAAGAGCAUCAUGAAGGCGAAUUGCCAGUUCUGCACAUCUGGCGAGAAUGAGGAUAAGCUAUUGCUGUGUGAUGGCUGUGAUAAAGGUUAUCACACGUAUUGUUUCAAACCGAAAAUGGAAAAUAUCCCCGAGGGUGAUUGGUAUUGCUUUGAGUGCGUCAACAAGGCCACCAACGAACGUAAAUGCAUUGUCUGUGGUGGCCAUCGCCUGCCGCCCGUUGGCAAGAUGAUCUAUUGUGAUUUGUGUCCGCGUGCUUACCAUGCCGAUUGUUACAUUCCCCCACUGUUGAAAGUGCCUCGUGGCAAAUGGUAUUGUCAUGGCUGCGUUUCAAAGGCACCACCACCGAAAAAACGUUCCUCUAGCAGCAAACCUCGCCGUGACCGCGACUCAUCAUCCACCUCGCUGUCCAAACGCAAAGACAAACAUCACAAUACAUCGUCCAGUUGUGAACAAUUAAACACCUCGGCCGAUCAUCAUAACUUGCACAACUCGUCACACGACGAAUCAAUGACUUCCUUGCCGCCACCAUUAAGUCCCGCCCAUUCAGUGGCUUCCACCUCCUUUGAUGAUCAUCACAACAAUUCCAUAGAUACAACGCGCUUCCAAAAUCAAGUUAGCAAUCGUCAAGGUGCAUUAAGUCCGCACAAUAUGAUCAACGCCAACAAUGCCGCGAACAAUGAAUACAACGAUAACAGCAGCAUGGAUGGCGGCGGUGGUAUUGCCAGCUCUAAUGUCAACACACCGGCCGUUAAUCAUGGUCUGCUCUUAUCGGCCCAACAUCAGCAAUUGAUUGGUGGCAACCUGUCAGCAGCCAUGGCAGCUGUACAAAAUCCCACAACACCACAAAUUCCCAUGUCAAUGCCCAUGACAAUGCCUUCGCAGCAACAGCAGCAGCAACAACAACUGUUUAAUAGUAUGCCAACAUCGUCUUUGCUGCCGCCCCAGCCUCAGGCCAUGUCUCCCUCUCUGUUUGCCAAUUUGGCCGCAACACCUGGCAUGGUGGGUGUAAAUCAAACAAACAAUCAUUUACCACCAUAUUCAAUGAAUUCAACGGUUGUGGGUACAUCUCUCAUACAACCCCCACCACCAUCCUCCAUGGGCUUGGUGGCUAGUGGUUCCACCACCCCUCUACAAAUGCCACCGGUUAGCAAUCAACCAAUGCCCAUAAUACCCAGCCAAUUACCAAUUUCCAUAAAUAUGCCAGUUUUAUCGACAGCAACUCUGCCCACAUCAAUGACAACAGCGGCGUCGGCAACAUCUUCUUCGACAUCAUCGUUAAUGUGUUCAACAACAUCACCACAACAUUCCCUAACAUCACCGCGUUCCUCAACACCCACCCAACAAGGCCAGCAGCAGUCAAUGCAUUUCAAUACACCCUUGCAACAGCAAUUUCAGCAACAUUCACCGCAACUAAAUGCUCCACCAGCCCCGGCCACAUCGCCGGCUGCAGCUGCUCUAACACCACCCAUUGUGGGUGGCGGUGGAAAUAGCACAACGACAGCAUUGGGUCCACCACCACCCCUAAACAUUCAUGCCGUACAGGAGGCUAAGGAGAAAAUGAAACAAGAGAAGAAAGAAAAACAUGCCACCAAGAAACUAAUGAAGGAGUUGGCCGUGUGUAAGACUGUUUUGGGGGAAAUGGAGCUCCAUGAAGAUUCAUGGCCAUUUUUAUUGCCAGUAAAUACCAAACAAUUUCCUACUUAUCGUAAAAUCAUUAAAAAUCCUAUGGAUUUGUCAACUAUAAAGAAAAGACUACAAGAAUUAAGUUACAAAAGUCGUGAAGAUUUCUGCGUUGAUGUGCGGCAAAUAUUCGAUAAUUGUGAAAUGUUCAAUGAGGACGAUUCACCAGUGGGUAAAGCUGGUCAUGGUAUGCGUAAAUUCUUUGAAAUGCGUUGGGCUGAGUUGACAGACAAACAUUCAUGAUAUCAAUUGCAACAACAUACACCAAUGACAGGAGCCGCAGCAGCUGUCACCGCAACACAGCAGACGCAACAGCCACAACAACAACAGCAACUCAAAUAUAAUAGUGAAUAAGGACAACAAUAACUUAAUGAUGGAAAUGAUGAAGCUGAAAAAAAAACAGAGGAAUACCACACAAUAAUAAUAAUAUAGUAAUGUAACAAUGAAAUGUGAAACAUUUUAUCUCUUUUUGUUUACAAGAACAACAACAAAAUUCAACACACAUACACAGAUAAGUAAAUUAAUUUAUCAUAUAAUUCUAUAUAUAUAGUGACAUAAAAGUAAAUAUUAAAAAAAGGAAAUUAACAAAACAAGUGAAAGCAAAUUAAGAAAAAAAUAAAUAAUAAAAUGAUAAUCUCACACCACAAACACUGACACACAACCGAAAAAAUCUCUUCCCGGUAACAAAUUUUUAAAGAUUAAUAAUUCAAAAUAUGUAUUAUUAAAAAGAAAAUGAAAAAACCAAAACAAAUGCUUGAAAUGAAAUGUAUUUACAAAAAACGGAUUAUGUCUCACAUCAUCUCCACCUACUACACACAUCCACACCAAAUACAUUUAGAAACAGCUAAAACAACUAUUAACAUUUGGAUUUUAACGGAAAAAUGGAAAAAUUUGGGCAAAACAUUUUUAUCAUAAUAGCUUUGAAAUAGAGCGUAGGUCUAUGUAAAUUUUCAUUGCUAAAACGUGUUUGAAAAUUGAUAGUCUCGAAAUCAGUUUUUGAUUUAAAAAUGUAAACAUGACGAUUUUUUCUUCUAAAUUUGUAUUUUUUUAUUUUUCUUUGAAUGUAAUUUAUAGAAAUGUUAAACGAUUUGGUUGCACUUUUAAUAAUAUAAAAUUUUAUAUGGCAUUUCUUAAAAACAAUUUAAAAAUACUAAUCUCAAACUAUUUUAUUAUUAAAAAAUGACACAUUAUUAUCAUGUUUUAUAUUCCAAUCCAAAAAGGUCAGAAGUCCGGUUUCCAAUGCUCUUUGCCAUUACAGCAAACAUUAAAAUGACUUUAAUGAGGAAUAGACAUCUAAAAAGAUGCCAAAUCAAAAAUUUUGUAAAACCCGAUGUUAAUUAAAUUUUUAAGAUUUUUAGGAAUAUUAAUUGCAGUUUAAUUCUGAACGCAUCAUUUAAACAAUUCUAAAGAAAUUGAAUUGCAGAAAACAUUUACACCGCUUGAGCAUGGGAACAGUGAAGUUUUUUGGAACCAUAUCGCUUUGAUGAAGAGGAUAAAGAAAUAUCCAAACAUAACCGUUUAUUUUCUCACUUCUAUGAUUCCAACAACCAAUUGUGAAUAACGAUUUUUAUUCAACAAAUCCUAUAAAUGUUGAUGUUCUACGGUAAUGUUGGUUUUCAAUCCUAUCAUUGAAUUUUCUCCAAUUAAAAGACCAGAGCCAAAUACUUAAGUCCUUCUCAUUGAAUUUAUCUACAAUAUGUCUGUAAUUUGGUGUUUUAUAUGACGACCAGAUGGCCUUUUCGAGAAGAGACUAGCAGAAUCAGAAGAUAAUCUCAGGAAGACCAAAAUGCAUUUUCAUAAAAUCAGAACGUCGUUUUAUAGAAGGAAGAUUAACGACCGUAGUAUUAUCUCGUAAAUGACCAGAAUAACUUUUCAGAAAAAUCUAGGGUCUCAUGAAAAAUUUGAAAAAGAAGGACAGAAGUUCUUGUCGUAGAAGGCAAGAUGGUCUUCUUGUAGUUUCUCGCAAAAGAGCAAAAUAAAGUCACGUAUCAUAAAAGGCCGGAGGAAUUUCCAUCCCAAUGAUAAAGGCAGAAGGUAUUUUUAUUAAUAACAGAAUAUUAUCUCAAAGAAUGUUUGUAAAAGACCAGAAGAACUACUUAGAAAAGUUUAGAUUGUUAUCGAAUGCCAGAAGAUACUUCAAAAGAAAGAACAGAAGUACUUGUCUUCUAAGACAAUAGAAUCUUCUCAUAAUUUCUUUUAAAAAAAACAAAAGAUAUUUUAACAUAAUUUCAAACUCACUUAGUUUAAAAUAUCAAAGUGCCCAUCCCUUGGAUAGUCAGAAGGUCUUUUCAUAAACGAUCGGAAUGUUAUCUCAAAGACUGGUCGUAAAUGACCAGAAGAACUUCUUAAAAAAAUUCUACGGUCUCAUUGAAUCCCAGAGGACAGAAGUUUUUGUCUUAAAAGACUAGACCCUCUUUAAAAAAACGUCUAAGGUCUCAUGGAAUACCAGAAGGAUAGGAGUUUUUGUCUUAAAAGGCUAGAGUGUCUUUCUCUUCAUAGAGCCAAAAAUAUAAAAUUAGAUGAUUUUGUAUCCAUCGACGAUCAAUGAGUUCAACUUCGUCUUUACUCUUGAUGUAUGAGAAAUAAUCUCCAUGGUGAAAAAAUUUUCGACUUCUUAAAAUUUUCGAAAUGUAGAUGUUCUUCCUUGUGCGACCAGAUUAUAAAAAAACAGAAGAUCUUUAGAAUAUGGUCAAAAAUUCUUCUUGGGAAAGACUUAAAAUUUAUAGUUUGCAAAGAAAAUAUUAAAAUAUUGCAAAAAAUAUUCAAAGCAUUGUCCACUCUUUUUUUCGUUUAAUUUUCUCAAAUUUUCAACAAAAUUAAGUGGUUUUGUCAGACCGUCCGUAAAUGAGUUUAACUUCAUUUUUUAUAUCUCUAUUUUUGACAAUCCAGAACAUCCUUAUAUUAUCAUUUCCUUUGGGUUUUAAAAUUAUUUUACAUAUCCUGAACCAACCCACUAUUCCUCAAAUUAAAGACAACAUUUUAAUAUACAAUUUAUUUAAUGUCAAUUUAAAUUUAGCUCAGAAAAAUAUAGACCCAAUUUUUAGUUGGUAUAUAGAUAUACUCAUAAAAUUACAAAUUUUCUGUGCAAUUCAAAUAUACUCGACGUUUUUUGUAAAAAUAUGGGUUAAAAUGACAUUCAAUUGUCGAGAAGAACUUGAGUAGUUUCAAGUCGAUGACACAACCGGGGUCUAGUAACGACCUUCGAUUAUGUAUGGUCUAUGAACUUUAACAUAUCUUGAGGAAUAAAAUCUAAAAUAUAGCUAUAAUACCUAAAUUUGAACAAAUUAUCUUGCAUGUGUCCAGUACAGAUUGCUUCGGGUUUCCUUGGGCCGAAUGGAAUCAAUAAAUUAAGGAGCAACCAAAUGUUUUACAUUCUUCGCACCGAAAAAUAUUUCAAAAUUUCCUACUUUUCUCUAUCUUUGUUUUGUUCCUCACAGCAUUUAGCAUUUGUUUUAAAAAUAAUAUGGGAAAGCUUCAAAGUUUCCUCUUUUUCUUUAAUAAUUGUAAUUUUUUUAUAUCCCAGCGUACAAAAUCGCCAGCAAAUGAAUAUAAAAGAACAAAACGCAUUUUCAAUUAUUUUUCAUACAUUUUCAACACAAAUUUAAAAAAAUAUAUCUACACUGAAAUUUUGUUUCAGUUUAAAAAAAAGUAUACUCAUUGCAACAACAACAACAACAAAAGCAAAAUAUAUAUGUAUUUUAAUAUAUUUUAACUUAAAUUAUUUUGUUUUAAGUUUGUCAUUUUAAGAAUUUAUUUUACAUUAACCUACUACACAACUAUUUUGUAUUAAUUUUUUUUGUAUUUUUUCGCAAAAGUAAAAUAUUUAAAAAAAAUAAACUAACUAAACAGUAUUUUCUUUUUUUACAUAUUAGAUAUAUUAAAAACAAAAAAAAAAAAACAUAAAAUAUAAAACAAUGAAUGAAAAACAAUUAGUUUUUCUUUAAAAAGGAAAGGCUUAUUGUAAUAGAAGAACAAAAGAAAUAACAGAACAAAAAUCGUAUUAUAAAGAAAGUAUAUAAUAAAGUAAACAAGUAAUCCCAAUUAAAAAAAUGCAAAAUAAAAUCGAAAACCUAAUAAAUAAGGAAAUGUACUUUGUAAUUUAUAAAUAUUUGUAUUUGUUGUACUUAGGUUUUAGUUACACAAAGAAACAAAAACACACACACAAAAAACUUACAUUCUUAAAAAUUAAAAAAGAUAACAAAACAAAAACAAUGAACAACAACAAAAAUGUGUAUCAAAUAAGAAAAAUGAAAAACAAAAAAAAAAACACAAAAUAAAUAUUAUUUUUUAAAGCCCAAAACACAAACAAAUGAAAAGCAUAUACGAAAAAUACAAAAAACGAAAACACAAAACAAUGCAUCAUAAGAGCACAUCAAAACACACACAGUAUAUACACCCAUACAUAUAUAUUUAUAUAUAAAUAUAUAUAUGAAAAAAUUAAAUAUUAUAUAUAGUUGCAUUAUUACCUAUAGUUAUUAUCAUUAUUGCUAUAACAAACAAAAAACACAGAAACAAACAAAUAACUACAACCAUUUUUACUAUACAUACAGUACCAGUAUUUAAGUUGUAAGAUUCACAAACAUUAAAACAAAAUUAUAUAUAAUUAACUAUACAUUAAAAGUAUAUAAAUAUAUCACCAAUUAAUUUUAACUUUUCCUGGCAGCUUGUCUCUCUCGCCCUCUCAAAUGAAUUCCUUUUCGAAAACAAAAAAAUCAUUAAUUGUAUUGUUUCGGUAAUGUAUGUUUUUAUUUAAUUUAUUUUCCUUCUCUAUUUUAUAUUUUUUUUUCUUUAAAAAUGAAUGCUCUACUCGAUACAUCUUCAAAACUAUAUAUAAAUAAAUACUUUUGUAUCGUUUUUUUAUUUAGUUAUUUAUAAGUUUUAAACAAAUUUAAAUGUUAAUAUAAAAUCCUACUUUUAUAAAUAUAAUACACAUAUUUUAAAACAAAAACAGAACAAUGUUUUUUUCAAUUCACAUUGAGUGUCUAAAUAUAAACAUAUUUGGCGUUUAAUAGGUUUAUUUGGGUUUAUUUCUUUGACAAUUUUUUGACAGAUAUAAAGGCGCUUUAACUUGUAGCUUGUAAUUCAAAAUAUUUCCUAGUGUGAAGUUUCAAAUGAAAUACGAAGAAUAUUACCAAAAGCUCUUCAACGCUUAUGAAGAAAUAUUAUUAAAAGUAUUUUCAAUACAAAUUGAAAAUUCAAAAGUUUGGAAAAGAAACAUAUAUUGCAUUGAUCCAGCCUAUUUGGGAAGAAGAAAGAAGCAAAACUGGGAAUUUUGUCUCCACGUUUAAUUGGAAAGGAGAACAGCAUUUUUCUUUUCAAAUGCCGGCAGUAGUCACAAAUAUGUCUAAAAGGUAACAAAUAACAAAUAUGUCUAAAACGUAAUAAAUAUGUCAAGGCUCUAUAUUUAAAAUUGGGGUCCCCUUUACUUCAGUUAGGGCUAUAUAAAGGCCCCAUAAAAGUUUAGUCAGAGUAUUGAAAAACCUUUACUACCCGAAAUAUUAUUAAAUCGCCUUGGCCUUUUGCGCAUCCCAGAUUGUUUGUAGUUCAGUAAAAUUAUAAGAAAAAUUUAAGUGCAUUUCGGCAAAAGCUAAAUUUGUCCAUUAUACCCUCAGCCAUAUGGCUACAGACAGUAUGUAUCAUUUGAUGCGGCCAAAACGUGCCUCAUCGAAAUAAGGGUUUUAGACCCUAGGUCUCUUUGGACCAAAUCCGUUUCGGGACAUUUGGAGUCAACGUCGAUGUCCGUCGGGAGUAUCCGAUUUGGUCAAAACUUGGUACAUCGUAUUAUUGUUAUCAAACUAGGAUUGAUGGGUAAUAUUUGUCCAUUCCUUCUGGUAACAAAUUAUUUUGCUGCACAGAAAGAGAAAGGAUAAUCCGAUUUGGUUCCAACUUUUUAAAUCCUAUAUUUGCAUAUUUUGCCCAUAUUUGCAUCAGGUGAGAAAAUGGACAAUAUCGGUCCACUCCACUCACCACACAGUGUCACCAUUUUUAAUAAUUUUUAAUCUUAUAAAAUCUCAUGUAAGAGUCCGAUUGUCUUCAAAUUGCACACAUCACAAUAUUUUUAAUAAUCUAAGGUCUGGUACGACCACUCCUUCUAGUACCUCCCCCACAAUGGAUGAACAUUUUGAAUAUCCAUGAAGCUUAUAAAACGCGAAAUUAACAUCCGAUUACAUUCAGACUUGGUACAUCUCAAUAUUUCUAUCAACAUAAGAUCUGUUAUGAAGAUGGUAGAGAUCGAACCAUUCCUUCUGGUAACUCCGCCACAAAGGGUCAACAUUUUGAAUAUCCAUUAAGCUCAUAAAACGCGACAUUAACAUCCGAUUCCAUUCAGACUUGGUGAAUCUAUCAGCACAAGAUCUGUUGUAAAAAUGGUAGCCAAAUUUUUCAAAGGAAAUGUCUGAAAAUCCACGAAAGAAGUUCUUUCUAAGUACUUUACCUCCUUAAAAGAGAAAUGUCUAUAUAGCUCCACUAUAUCGUUUAGCCCCCAUACAACGGUACUCCCGAUAUUCGGCAUUUUGAUGAUUUUAGGGACAUUAUUCACUGGAAUUAUUUAAAAUUUCGUAUUAAGAGUUCCUAAUGGGUACUACCGGUACUAUGGCGAAAAAUGGUAAUUUUGUUUGGAAAAUGUCAAUUUUUUAUUGGAAAUCCAACAUUAAAAGUCGUUUUUUAAGAUAAAGUUUUAUUUAAAAAUAAAAUAUACAAAAUUCAAAAUGAUACAUGUAAUCUUGAUUUAAAUUGAAGGUACCGCACAAAACAGUGACUUUCUGGACAAUUCUGCUUAUUUACGUACCCGUUGAUGUUAAAAUGAGCUGAUCUUAAAAUGGAAGAAGAAGGAAACUAAAGAUAUUCGACAGUGAAACAAAACACGAAACGUGCGUGAGCUGUUUAACCAGUGUUGCCAAAAAGAUAAUAUUUCAAAAAUCACUAUAAUGUUCGAAAUGCUCUUUUAAAUCUGUGAAGAGGUUGAAAAUCGCCCAAAUUUGAAAAAAGUGCUACCUCUAGAAGAAAAACAAAACAUCGACUACACUUAUUUAUGCCAAUGAGACACAAAAUUUCGCACUGUAUUUACGAUGAGUGGUAUUGAAAAUAACGAACUUUUUUCAUGAAAGUUUGAAAAUUGGUAUUUAGAGUUUGUAAUCGGUUCUACCUUUUUGUGGUUAACAUUGUCUAUAUACUUCUAUUUUUUCCUAGGGUCCACAUUUUCUAUCGAUUUUUUUAAAAUCCAGUGUUUGUAGUUUCACCGGUGUCUGAACUACGUCCUUACUAGUCCACGUUUCCCAUAUAACGGCAUAUAGAUGAUUUUGGAAUUUGAAACUCAGAAUAGAUACCAACACCUGUAGCUGGAUAAUUGUUCACGUUUUGGUGUAACGCCCAUAACAUUUUGAAGAUUUCUCUGACAUUUGCAAUUUAAAAUGAAAUUCGUUCCAAUAUUACAGCCAGAUACUUUUAUUUAAAAAUGUUUUCUUUAUCGCAUGGUAGAUCUAGGAAAAAAAUAUAAAUAAGAAUUAAUUUGUUGAAAUCUACACUAUUUGCCAGUCAAAACUUGACGGGAUUUAAAAAAAAAAUACAUUUUUACUUACUAAUGAUAAAACCAAAUUAAAAGAAAUUCCAUGUUAAAUAAAAUAUUCGGCCUAUUACUGUUGUCGUCGUCGUCACAAAAUGAAGUCGAGGCGAUAAUAACGGUAUUAAGGUUGUCGUUUUUUGUCGAUAGCGAUGAAUGAUUGCUAUUAUCAUUGUCGAUACAACAGUCGACGUGAAGUCUUUUUUAGAGAAUAUCUGUCACCGUAAAAAAUUGUGACGACAUUGUAUUUUUUAGUCGAUGUUGAUAUUUUAACCAUUUUGUAUUUGAUAUUUGACCAUGAAAAUAACAACAGCAAAACAAUUUGGAAAUAUUGAAGCCAUUUCCAACACUAGCGCUAAAACCUCCAGUUUAUUAAAAACUCGAUAUUUUCGAAGUUUUUUUCCAGAGGUAAUUGUUUUUACCCAAAUUCCGGGAAACUGAUUUCCCGGAUCCACUUACCCGAUAUAGGAAAUAUAGGUAUGGUUUGAAAACGUAUACCUUUAUCUACAACAACAAGUGGUCACAUCUACAACAACAAGAGCUUGGAGAAAUUUCUAUUAGUACAUGCUGAAAGCAGUCCUUGUUAAUUCUGAAGCAAUUUAAAAAUCUAAAAGAACACAUUAAGUACAUAUUUUUUUAAAGCGAUAAUUUAAAAAAAAAUCAAGACGCAUCAAUAAUGUUAUUUAAAGAUUUUAAAGCGUAUAUUUUGUAGACGUAUCUAUACAAAUGUAGAGGUUUUAUAGUUGAGAAAAUACGAAAAUUUUUUAGGUAAAGCGGUACAUACUUUUAAUUAAAAUAAACCCAAAAUCCUAUGUCGAUUAGCGUAAAAACACUUUCGCCCCUCUGUCUGUGUUGAAUUUAUACGUUUUGAAAUAUGUGGCGCCAACAUGUAUCUCUUGUACCAGAUCCUUCGAGAGUAGUUCCAAUUCACGUUAUCAAGCUGAUCCGAAUUUCAAUUAUUGAAACACACAAACAUUGAAUUUGGUAUUUUUAUUGUUUUUAUUUUAUUUCAAUUAUCCUUAUUUGUUUAGAAAUUUGUAUUAUAUCCAAUCUGUGUAUUACAAAGGAAAUUUAGUAAAUCAAACAAAAAAAAAAUUGGUAUUUUUACAAAUGAUCGAAAAAUGAACUCAAAAUAUAACAGUGCAGCACAAUAAAACUGAAAAUAGAACAAACAAAACAACAACAAAAAAAUAUAUAUAUUUCACAGCAGAAAAGAAAUAAAACAAAAACUGAUUUUACAUUGAAUAACAAAAAAUAAUUGAAAAUAGUUAGUAAUGGUAGAAAGGUGACAUUGGAAAAAAAGAAAUAUAUUUUAACAAAUAGCAAAAGAAAUUUUUUUUAUUCGGAAACAGAAGAAACCAGCAAAACAUAAAAAACCC